Triticum turgidum subsp. durum (durum wheat) is the source of this 801-nucleotide messenger RNA. Lineage: Eukaryota; Viridiplantae; Streptophyta; Magnoliopsida; Poales; Poaceae. The record is from the annotation of a GenBank genome assembly.
AUGAGCGACUAUGUUUGGGUUUGGAUAAUGGACGGGGACUACAGAGAUGCUGUUAAAUUGGUCAUUGAGUUCAAAGAGAGUGGGCUGAAACCUGAAGUAUAUAGUUAUCUUAUUGGAUUGACUGCCUUGGUUAAAGAGCAAAAGGAAUUCUCAAAGGCAUUGCGUAAGUUGAAUCUGUCAGUGAAGGAUGGCUCAAUUGCCAAACUGGAUGCUGAGAGCAUGCGCAACAUCGAGAAUUAUCAAUCCAAAUUAUUAGGGGAUGGUGUUCUUUUAUCAAAUUGGGCACUUCAGGAAGGCAGCAGUGAGGUUCUAGGACUUGUGCACGAGAGGCUCCUUUCAUUGUACACUUGCGCUGGUUGUGGCUUAGAAGCUGAGCGCCAACUUUGGGAAUUGAAGCUUGUUGGUAGGGAACCUGAUACACAGCUCUAUGAUGUUGUCUUGGCCAUUUGUGCUUCUCAAGGGGAAGCUGCUGCUGUUAGACGAUUGCUUGCAGGAGUCGAGUCAACCAGUGCAGGAAGAAGGAAGAAGUCUAUGUCAUGGCUCCUGCGAGGCUACCUUAAAGGUGGUUUCUAUCUGGAUGCCUCGGAAACACUUUUGCGGAUGCUUGAUAUGGGCGUAUCUCCUGAUUACCUGGACAGAGCGGCUGUACUGACUGCACUGCAGAGAAACAUACAGGAAUCCGGCAACCUAGAAUCAUACAUGAAACUCUGCAAGCGCCUAUCUGAGACAGAUCUGAUCGCACCGUGCGUCCUAUAUCUGUAUGUACGGAAAUUCAAGCUGUGGAUGAUGCGCAUGCUGUGA